Sceloporus undulatus (fence lizard) is the source of this 7272-nucleotide messenger RNA. It is a transcript of the gene PIWIL2, whose product is annotated as piwi like RNA-mediated gene silencing 2. The coding region runs from base 422 to 3265 and encodes 947 amino acids. Lineage: Eukaryota; Metazoa; Chordata; Lepidosauria; Squamata; Phrynosomatidae. The record is from RefSeq and is a predicted model, not a curated record. The transcript is spliced from 24 exons. Gene Ontology annotation, biological process: regulatory ncRNA-mediated gene silencing. Gene Ontology annotation, cellular component: P granule. Gene Ontology annotation, molecular function: protein binding; piRNA binding.
UAAGAAGACAGAUUUGUGUUAAGUGAUUGAGGAAGAGGCCAAUCGGAGAGGAAAAAUCCCUCCUACUUCCUUGCUUUUCUUAUCCUGAAGGAGGUGACAAAAGGGCGGGCUAUUCCUACCCGUCGUCCAAUAAGAAGACAGAUUUCCGUUAAGUGAUUGGUUAAGGGGCCAAUCCGCGGAGGCGUGAGGGUGUGGUAGCUUUUUGCCGCCUGGCUUUGGCGUGCGUUGCGUGGCUGGAGCCUCGAGGAUCUCUUGAGGGAGGAAAAGCAGGCGUUGAAGCGUCGUCGUUGUCCCCAAAGGAGAAGACUGGACCGGAGCCGUCGCGCUUGACAGAGGACAAGGAGGGAAGGGGUGCUGGAGAGGCACCAAAAGACUUCGCAUAAAGGAUCUUCAUUGCCCAAGGCUUUGUUAGCUGAGUGCCAUGCAUCCCGCAAGAGCACCGUUCCGAGGGAGUGCGUCUUCCCACGUUCCCUGUGAUGGAGGCCACACAGCUGAGAAACCGGCAUACGCCAGAGGAAGGUCCUUCCUUUCAGCUGGGAGGAUGCAAGCAGAAUGGGAGAUGGCACAGCCAGCACCAGGACGCGGGCAGCAGGACCCCACCAUUACUGCUCCGACCCUGUCCUCCAUGUUCAGGGGACUUGGUUUUGAGACUUCCCCCAGGCCUCCUUUGGGUCGAGGAAUUAUGGGCAACAUGAACACCAAAGCGGUCUUAACAGCACAAGGUACACAUGUACAGUUGGGAGCAGGUCCAUCUGGAGACAGCAAGGUGGAGAGGGGACUUUUGGGCCGUGGCAUAGUUCCUUCUCGUAAAGAAGGUGAAAUGGCUUUCCCGGGACUUGGAAGAGCAGUUAUGGGCCGUGGCAAAAUCCGGGCAGAUAUUUCUUCCUCUGUGUCAGAAGUUGUGCAGUCAGCAGCAUUGGAACAGCCCAAUCCAGAAAUUCCUUCAGCAGUUUUCAAUGAGCAUUUGGAGAAAAGGGAACCCUUACUGAAGCAAGGCACAAAAGGAAUAACAGUUCCAUUGGCACUGAACGUAAUUAAAAUCCACUGUCAAAAUGAUGCUGUGUAUCAAUAUCAUGUGACAUUCAGCCCUAAUGUGGAAUGCAAGAAUAUGCGGUUUGGGAUGAUGAAGGAACAUAAGUCUGUAACAGGAGACGUUACUGCAUUUGAUGGUUCUAUUCUCUACUUACCUGUUAAGUUGCCUCAGGUAAAGCUUGAUAAAUGUCAAAGAAGGACAGAUGGAGUGGAGGUUACUGUAAGAUCAGAUGACAAAAUCCUAGAACCUAGCUCAGACUUGUGCAUUCCAUUUUAUAACGUUGUUUUAAGAAGGGUUAUGAGAAUUUUAGAUAUGAAGCUGGUUGGAAGGAAUUUCUUUGACCCAACAAGUGCAACUAUACUACAGCAGUAUAGGUUGCAAAUAUGGCCUGGCUACUCAACUGGUAUCCGGAGGACAGAUGGAGGGUUGUUUCUGUUGGCAGAUGUCGUUCACAAGGUUAUUAGGAAUGAUUCUGUCCUGGAUUUGAUGCAUGCAAUUUACCAACAGAGUCAAGAGAACUUCCAAGAUGAGUGUACAAAGCAACUAAUUGGCAACAUUAUAAUAACCCGCUACAACAAUAACACUUACCGUAUCGAUGAUAUUGACUGGAACAAGACACCAAAGGACAGCUUUACCAUGUCUGAUGGGAAAGAGAUCACCUUCUUAGAAUAUUACAGUAAAAACUAUGGGAUUACGAUCAGGGAGGUUGACCAGCCACUGCUAAUUCACAGACCCAAUGAAAGAAAAAAUCCUCCCGGGAAGUUGCAAAGGGGUGAAAUCCUACUGCUUCCAGAACUCUCAUUCUUGACUGGAAUUCCCGAGAAGAUGAAAAAAGACUUCAGAGUCAUGAAGGAGCUUGCGCAGCAAAUCAGCCUGAGCCCUAAGCAACACCAUAUAUCUCUGAGACAGCUUCUGAGCAGAAUUAAGAAGACGGAGGCUGCUCAUAAUGAGUUAUCACGGUGGGGACUUCGUUUGGACAGUGAUGUUUGUAAGGCGAAAGGGCGUAUUCUUCCCAUGGAAAGAAUUAACCUGAAGAAGAAUUCUUUCAGUGUUUCAGAGGACCUAAACUGGACCAAAGAAGUCACAAGGGAAGCAUGCAUUUCUGCUAUUCCAGUCCAUUACUGGGCCCUGAUUUAUCCAAAGCGGACCAUGGAGCAAGCCCGUGAACUGGUCAACACGCUGCAGAAGAUCUCAGGCCCUCUUGAAAUCCCAUUAAACCCACCUGCUUGGGCAGAAUUGAAGGAUGAAAGGACAGAGACUUAUGUCAGGGCCAUCAAAUCAUUAGUAAAUAGUGAGAGCACCAUACAGUUGAUAGUCUGUAUUAUCACUGGGACCAGAGAUGACUUAUAUGGAGCAAUUAAAAAACUUUGCUGUGUCCAAUCUCCAAUCCCUUCUCAGGUUAUUAAUGCGCGAACCAUUGCAACUCAGCCUAACAAACUUAGAAGCAUAGCACAAAAAAUUUUGCUACAGAUUAACUGCAAGCUGGGUGGAGAACUCUGGGGGGUGGAUAUCCCUUUGAAACAGUUGAUGAUGAUCGGCAUGGAUGUGUAUCAUGACCCUGGCAGGGGAAAGCGAUCAGUUGUUGGGUUUGUAGCAAGUAUCAAUCACACUUUGACAAGAUGGUACUCUAGGGUUGUAUUCCAGAUGCCUCACCAAGAAAUUGUCGACAGCCUGAAGGUCUGCAUGGUGGGGGCCUUACAGAAGUUCCAUGAGGUCAACCACUGCCUCCCUGAGAAGAUAGUGGUUUACAGAGAUGGAGUAUCGGAUGGCCAGCUAAAAAUGGUAGAGAGCUAUGAGAUCCCACAACUACAGAAAUGCUUUGAAGCUUUUGAGAAUUAUAAUCCUAAAAUGGUGGUGUUUGUAGUCCAAAAGAAAAUCAGUACAAACAUCUAUUCAGCAGCCACUGAUCACUUCACAACUCCUUCUCCUGGGACAGUGGUAGAUCAUGUAAUCACCAGCCGAGACUGGGUGGAUUUUUACUUGAUAGCUCACUCUGCACGGCAAGGCUGUGGCAUCCCUACUCACUACGUCUGUGUAAUUAAUACUGCGAAUCUCAGUCCUGAUCACAUGCAGAGGUUGACUUUCAAGCUCUGCCACAUGUACUGGAACUGGCCAGGAACUAUUCGGGUUCCAGCCCCUUGUAAGUAUGCUCACAAGUUGGCCUUUCUCUCAGGACAAGUUCUACACCACGAACCAGCAAUUGAGCUGUGUGAUAAGCUCUUCUUCUUAUAACUUUGGUAGCCAACAUGACUUCAAGGCAGCGGUGAAUGCAGUCUCCCUAGGCAGAGAUAGGCUGUGUUCCCCCCUGCAAAUCCCAUUGUAGAAAUAUAAACAUCCCUGUAUGUACACCCACAUAAUGCUUUGUGUUGAUUUUGUUCUGCAGUAAUAAGGUAAAAAGGUACAUUGGCAGAGAAAAAGCCAUUAGUAGUAGUGAGCACUGGGCACUGGUAUGACCAACAAUGUUAGUUUCAUUUACUUUCUUCGCUGCUGGCUGAGCAUUUUGUUUAUGGAGGUUUAAAGUUGGUGAAUUCAUUUAGGGUGAAGAGAAAAUGGUGUUCCAUUUUCCAAAGGGUCUGCAGCCUGCCCUGCAAAUCAACUGCAACAGCAAACUGGCAUGACCACACUUGGAAUACUGUGUAUAACUCCUCUGGCAGUAUUUCAAAAACAAUGGUGGAGAAUGUGCCCAAAAUAAGCCACUUCCCUAUGACAAAAAGGUUACAAAGUUUAAAACAAUUAGAUUUAAAUAAUUAAUUGUAAAACUUUCCAUGCAGGCCUGUCAGAUGUUGUUACAUGCUCCCAGCUCCCCCAAACUGAGAGGGUCCUGGAGCAAUGUUGUUCCAGUUUCUUUUGGAUGAGAUCACGCUGGAGACUUUGUAAUAUCAGUUUUAUUUACUAAUACACAUGUUCAGCAUAAUAGAGGUGGACAAGAAGCAUUCUCCAAAGAAGCAUUUCCAUGUCUAUCCCAUAUCACAUCUGCAGAAGCCCGUAUCCCCAAUGAGCCUUAGUCCAACACAGAACUUUUUGCCAUUUCUUCCCAAAAGUCAGAAGUAAACCAUCACCUUUACAUUACAUCUAUAUCUAUCCCCCCUCCAUCAGUUGGGAGUGUCAUUUUCUUCAAAUUCUUCUAGCUAUAUACUGCUAAAAUGCUGCAAAGAUUUACAUCACCUGUUUCCUAUAUUUUGAUAAACCAAGUCAAAGUCCAGACAAAUUUAUGGCAGGAUUGGGAAAUAAAACUGGAUAACAUACUAUCAGUAGCACAUUAGGAGGUACAUGUUGGCAGGCAGGGUAAAUUAUUUACCAAUCUGUUAAAGUUAACUCUUGGUGUGUUCUAGAUAUCAGUUAUCAAAGCAACGGGAGACCUAAAUCCUUGGUCAGGUUAGGCUAUAAUGCGGACUUAAUUUCUUACUUUGGAAAGCAGAGCACUCCUUUUUGCCAGUGCAAAAAACCUGCUGCUUUUCAGGCAACACUUAAACCACUGCACAAAAUUCACCAGAUGGACUUUUACAGUAAUAUAUAGUUUCUAUUCUGGGCAGCAGUCCUUCUGUAGUAAAAUAUUUUAAGUGAUGCACCAUAUAAAACAAAAAUAGAUGAAUCUGUCUGUGCCCCUCAAACACUCAUACCUCCCAACACUCAGCUAGUCUCAAAGAUACUACAAGAUCGGUUUGGUCCUUUAAGAGAUGAAACCCUCCCACCACUUAAAAAUAAAUUCCAGCUUUACAAGUAGUUUGGUAGUAUGCAGCUCUCAGGGCUGUGCUUGACAUUUCUUUCUGAAAUCUUUUCCAAAUCACUUUAACCUCAUUCACAUCCUUGUGAUUUUCUGUAGGAUCAUUGGGAUAGUACAAGGGUGAUAGUGAGGGAAAAGUGGGGCAAUGAGGAGGAAAGAGGGCGGCGGAGGGGGCCCUUCAGUCAAAGUAUUGGUGUGCAAGAAAGACAGGGGGAACCAGGAGCCUUUAGGACCAUGGUGGGGAUGGGGGUUGCAUGAAUCAUCUUUUCAGGAUCCUCAAAAAAACCACCCCACAGCCUUGCUGAUCAUUUUGUGUGGUUCUAUCUCCCACCCUUUGCCUCCUGCCCACGUGAGCUCACUCCCUCACCGGUGUCUUUCACUAGUAGUGGCAAUUGGGAAACCCCUGUGAGGCUUGGGCACGGGGCACUGCUUAUAUGGCUCAGAGGAGCACCAUUUUGGGGCAGACUGGAGCAAAAAGUUAGAGCACACGUCGGCAGGGGAGAAGUGGUAGCAAAAAGGAGCUUUCAAAUUUGGGAUCCUGCUUAAACUUUGUGAGCUUUGCUGGGAUUUGGCUGACAGGUUGCAGUUGCAAUGCUGCUCCUGCUUUCUUUCAUCAGACAGGCUGAGAGAAGAGGUAGCGGAAGAAAUGGUUUUUUGGUGGGAGAGUGGACACUUGAAGCUGUGUGGGGAAGACAUGUCCCUUGCUCUCAGCAUUCUAAAGAGUAGUGUUUCUGGGGAAGGAGUAUCUGUGCUCCGUUAUUGGAAAGAGUCCUUAGUCUCAGAGUGGCUCCUAUAGUUAAAAUCUCUCCCUUUCCCAGUCCACACCAGUCUCCAUUCCAGAGCAUGUGGCCUCUGUAAACCAUCUACAUACACACUAGCUGAAACUUUCUCUGCCCUGAUGAAGGAUUAAGAGUCCCUCCUUUUGGGGUGAAGCUUCUCCCUUACACCUGGUCAGCUUGGGAGCAGCAACUGAGCUGCUGUCUGAGCAGCAACCAAGAGGCCUCUUGUCUUCAUUGGCCUUUGCUGCAAGGCUGGCAUGGGUGAGAGAGAGGCUUCUCGGUUGCUGCUUGGUUGCUUCUCCCAAGCUGACCGGGUUCAAAGGGAGCAGUGACUGAGACUGGUUGUUUUACAUUUGUAGUUGAACAUUAGCCCUAAUACCAAAAAAUAUGCUCAGAGGAGGGGCGCUAUGGUUGUCGCCCAAGAGGAAAGGGGGCAAUAGCCGGAAAAAGUUUGGGGACUGUUGCGCUAGACAUUUUUAGCACCACAGUGCCACCUGCUGUAACAAGUGAAUUCACCAGUUGCUGAAAAUGCCAGCUAGCCAAUGUAGAUAUUUUUAUAUAUAUAUAUAUAUAUAUAUUUAAGUAUUUAGGAUGGUUCAGGUCCUUACUGUAGAUUGCUGCAGUUAUGCUGGUCUUACCAGAAGGAAUGUCGACCUUCACUGUCUUUUACAACACAAAUACAAUGAGAACUGUUACUUGGGGCAGAUAACCAUACAGUAAACACAUGGGCUCUGUGUGGUCAGAACCUACUCUAUUCUGAUAUUUUAAUAGGGAUUAACAACUGGAUUUAAACUAUAUAAACCUUUAAACAAUCCUAAUUAAGUGUGAGAAUGUUAGAGAUUUGGCUUGGUGACAGGUAGCUUCUAAUCAAAUUAAAAUGUAAAAUAUUACUGUUAAUCUGAAGAGAGACAGCAACUAAACAUACUGCUGCCUGGGAAUGUUCAGGUUUCACAAAAACCAACAAAUUGCCAGCAAUUAGAUAUUAUGGUAAAGCAGUGUUACUGUUUGCUGUUCAUUGCAGAAUGUGAAAUGUCUCCUGUACUUGUUUCUAAAUAAAUGUAUUUAGGACUAAGCUCUUGCAGAGUCCUCAUUUGUGAUGGUGAUGGUGGUGGUUGUCAAAGGCUGGCACAUGCCCUCUACCAGCAGUUGGCAGAGGGAAAUCCUUAUCCCUUUUUGUCAGGCUCAGUUUCAUUACAGGUUUAAUGCCUGUAAGAGUUCAUUAAAAUAAUAAACUGAAAGAAUCACAAUAAGCGUCUUUAGUUUUACCUUAACAACACCUAAAUGUUUUCCUGAUGCAAAAGGUAGAGGCUUACUGAGAAAUUCUGAGCUUUCCCAACAAAAGAGCUUUUAGCCUCACAAAGGAUUGGAGACAAACUGGAUCUCAAAGACAGUAGCUUUUUGUCUUGCUAAUGGAAUGGAAUGUUUAUUUCCUGGACCUUAAGAACCCCCCAGUCCCCACAUGGCCAGAAGGAAAAGGGGCCUAUUUGCAUCAAUGCCCUUCCAUGCCCUUCCAUGCCAUCUGAACUGAGGACAACCACCACCACACCUUGACCAAAUGCAGGUCUGUGAGUAGCAUGGUCAAUGUUUCUUUUUUCUUUCUCCUGUAUGGUUUUUAACACCUUGCCUGAUGAUGAAGCCAGUGGAGCUUCGAAAGCUUGUAAGGUGUAUAAUGUGCAUUUUGGUUGGUCCAAUAAAGAUAUCUGUUAUGUAGAUUUUGGAUGAUAAUGCCCUCCAGU